Messenger RNA from Cyprinus carpio (common carp), 4454 nucleotides. RefSeq names its product T-box transcription factor 3a (gene tbx3a). The record is from RefSeq and is a predicted model, not a curated record. Gene Ontology annotation, cellular component: nucleus. The transcript is spliced from 7 exons. The coding region runs from base 901 to 2988 and encodes 695 amino acids. Lineage: Eukaryota; Metazoa; Chordata; Actinopteri; Cypriniformes; Cyprinidae. Gene Ontology annotation, molecular function: DNA-binding transcription factor activity, RNA polymerase II-specific; RNA polymerase II cis-regulatory region sequence-specific DNA binding. Gene Ontology annotation, biological process: cardiac chamber development; heart looping; regulation of transcription by RNA polymerase II.
UCUGCAUUUAUAUGAUCUUCUGUGCGCGAAAAGAGGCCAACAGUGACGCUGUGCGCACGAGACUUGGAAGUUCAGCUUCUCUGGGUCCCACAGACCGACAGAUGCGUGUCCUAAUGAUGUUGACAUAUUCACACAACAGAGAGCGAAGCAGCGCUGUUUCGCGGCAGCAAUAGAGUUCUCAAACACCUUUUUAUAAGUCUGAAGUCUUUCCCCUCCACCCGACCUGUCAAAACCACGCCUACAAAGCAACACAAUUGGUCCGAAAGCGUCAAAGAGCCAAUCAACAGAGGGCUACUGCUCGAAACACGCAACACAUCCACACCGCUGAAGCCUAUGGAGUUCAGAAGCACUGGGAAUAUCUCUGUGCUGGACCCUGUUCUCUGCAUAACUGCUGAAAUGUGUGUGCGCGUGAAAAGACGAGAGAGAAAGUGUGCGUGUGAGCGUGUGAAGGUGUAUACCUCCAACAAGUAAAGACAGAGGAAUUAUUCCGAGGCAACGAAAUAUUUCAACACAUCUCUUUGGCAGGACUCGGGACGAUCUCAUUAUUACAGGAAUGUCUAUUUUAACGAAAUCCAAAGGAAACCGACAUACGCCAUAAGCAGACAUACAGUGAUUCGGUCGACUUUAAUUUCAUUGUUUUAUUUUUAUUUUCUCGAUUUUAUAUCGCACUGACAAAAGACAAGCGGCACCCGCGAAGAUUAAUGGAUAGCCGUUUCUCACUUUGUCUUUUAAAUACUUUGUUGGAAUCCAGCUAGAGAAACAAUUAAGAGACUCACACACCGAGUCGUCGCAGAGACGCUGGACUUGGUGAAGGACUUCUCCGGUGCAGACAUUUAGCUGAUUGUAGCCUACCUCCAGACGCUCGAUUUAAGGAACACCGCAUCUGCUAUCUGGACUUGAAUGAGCUUCCCGAUGAGAGAUCCAGUUAUUCAAGGAUCCAGUAUGGCAUAUCACCCGUUUUUACCUCACCGGGGUCCGGAAUUUGCCAUGAGCGCAAUGCUGGGUCACCAGCCGCCCUUCUUCCCGGCCCUGGCACUGCCACCUAACGGCUCCCUGUCCCUGCCCGGGGCGCUGGGCAAACCAAUAAUGGAGCAGCUGAUGGGCGCAGCAGAGACCGGCCUUCACUUCUCCUCUCUGGGACACCAAGCCGCCACCGCGCAUCUCCGGCCUCUCAAGACACUAGAGCCCGAGGAGGAGGUUGAAGACGACCCCAAAGUUCACCUCGAAGCCAAGGAACUCUGGGAGCUUUUUCACAAGCGCGGCACAGAAAUGGUUAUCACCAAAUCUGGAAGGAGAAUGUUCCCUCCGUUUAAAGUCAGAUGCACGGGCUUGGACAAAAAGGCCAAAUAUAUUCUGUUGAUGGAUAUUGUUGCGGCUGAUGACUGCAGGUAUAAAUUUCACAACUCUCGCUGGAUGGUGGCAGGAAAGGCUGACCCCGAAAUGCCAAAACGGAUGUACAUUCACCCCGACAGUCCGGCCACUGGCGAGCAAUGGAUGUCUAAAGUCGUCAAUUUUCACAAACUUAAACUGACAAACAACAUCUCCGACAAGCAUGGAUUUACCAUACUAAACUCCAUGCACAAAUACCAGCCAAGAUUUCACAUUGUGAGAGCCAACGACAUACUGAAACUCCCAUAUAGCACGUUCAGGACCUACGUGUUCCCUGAGACAGAUUUCAUUGCUGUCACUGCCUACCAGAACGAUAAGAUUACACAGCUGAAAAUUGAUCACAAUCCUUUUGCAAAAGGAUUUCGUGACACUGGAAAUGGGAGACGCGAAAAAAGAAAACAGCUAGCUCUGCAAUCGAUGCGUUCGUAUGAGGAGCAGCAAAAAAAAGAAAACGGGACGUCAGACGAUUCCUCAGGCGAACAAGCGUCCUUCAAAUGUUUUCGCCAGGCUUCGUCUCCUGCUGUCUCAACUGUAGGACAGAAUAACUUAAAAGAUUUUUGUGACAGUGAUGAAGAUAGCGAUGACGAAGACAAAGAUGGAAACGUGAAAGAGGGGCCAGACUCGAGCAAAAUUUCCACUACGACUGAGGACUCCAAGGAUCACGAUGCGAGUUUAAGCAAAAGUCUGUUUGGAGAAAGUGACUCGACUGUCGGUCGGAGAACUGAAAAAGUACGAGCGGACUCACGGCAGAGUCCCAUCACACUCAUCUCUAGCACCACUAGGUCCGGUGAGGAACUCAGGAGUCCGGGCCGGGAACAGGCCAAAACAGACGACUGCCGGACAGUGAGCAAAGAAAAUUACAUGCCGUUGACUGUCCAAACAGAUGGCGCUGCGCACUUAAAUCAAAACCACUUGCACAAUUUCGGAUUUCCGCCGGGUUUGGCCGGGCAGCAGUUUUUCAAUCACUUGGGUGGUGCCCAUCCGUUUCUCUUACACCCCAGUCAGUUCAAUAUGGGAGGCGCUUUCUCAAACAUGGCCGCAGGGAUGGGCCCCAUACUGGCAGCAGUUUCCUCCGGAGGGGUCAGCUCAAUGGACACGAGCAGCAUGCCAUCACCCUCGCAAAGCCUGACGGGGGCACCGCUGCCCUUCCACCUACAGCAGCAUGUCCUGGCGUCGCAGGGUCUGGCUAUGUCUCCUUUUGGAGGUCUCUUCCCGUAUCCUUACACAUAUAUGGCCGCCGCUGCAGCUGCUUCAUCCGCCGCCUCUUCAUCGGUCCAUCGUCAUCCGUUUCUAAACGCGGUGCGGCCCCGGUUAAGGUACAGCCCUUACUCUUUACCGAACGUCCCCGACAGCACCUUGCUUACAACGGCUGUCCCACCCAUGGCGAGCAGUAUCAUCGAUCUGAAGGGAGACGGGAUGACCACGAGUCCCACUUCAGCUGCUCUGGACUCUGAGGUCACCAGCCGCUCGUCUGGUUCAGUAUCACUCUCACCAAAAACCUGCGUCGAGAAAGAUUCCAGCACCGAGUUACAGAGCAUCCAGCGCCUGGUCAGUGGACUUGAAUCCAAACCGGAAAGAGCGCGCAGUGUGUCUCCAUAGAGUGCUGCGCGUGAGUGACGGUGACCGGACCGGGAACGAUGAAGACAUUGACAGACCUACAGGUUGCGUACGACGAUGAACCCGUUUACAAUACGGACCUGUAUCGGACAAAAAGUUUAGACUCAAAAUGCACUUUGGUAAAACAAAAAUAAACACGUAAAAUGUAUGUUGUUCUUUUGUUAAAUUAAAACUAACUUUGAUUGUUUUCCCCCCAACUAUUUGAAUACCAUAGAAGUAUUGAACAGUGAAUAGUUUGGCAAGGAUGUCAGAGACUGAAUCAAGCUGCUUCUCGUCUUUAUGUUAUACAUCAGGGUGACGGAUUUGAUUUAAUUUAAUAUGCACUCUGAAUAUGUUCUUACUUUAUUUGAUGUGUCUUUAUCUGAUGUGUUUGAAAAGAUAUUAAUGAAUUAAAUAAGUUACCAGAGGCAUAUUGCAUGUCAAAGACCAGACUUAAUCAAGACUGCUGUUUUUGAGUUAAAUGUUUUAGUCUGUAUUGUUCGAAGCGCAAAUUCACCAAGAACGAAAUACACUAGGUUUUAAGAAUAUUUUGCAAUGUGACGGAGUUACCGCAGUAAAACCUUAAAUACUUGUUAUAGUGUGAGUGUGUGUGUGUGUGUGUGUGUGUGUGUGUGUGUGUGUAUAAUGCAUAAUGUUUGUAUGUAUAUGUGUGUGUGUGUGUGUGUGUAUAGGCUAUAUAUAUACAUUUUUUUUUUUUUUUUUUUUGUAAAAUGAGGAAGGCAGUCUAGUCAAACAUUUAUUUUGUUUUAUUCUUUUUUCUAAAGUUAUCAAUGAGUCCACAGACCACUGAUUAAUCAUUUGAUUUUCUAGGUUAACAGACGCGGUACUAAAAUGGCUUAUAAAAGACAGCUUCGAAAUGAACUGGGAAAAGGGAUCAUUUGGAUCAAAAUGGAUCAUAUGGUUAUAAUAAAUACAAAUGUAAAUAACGAUAUAUAUAUAUAUAUAUAUAUAUAUAUAUAUAUAUAUAUAUAUAUAUAUAUAUAUAUAUAUAUAUAUAAAACAUAUUUAUGUAAUUAUUUCAUAGGAAUAUUGCUUGUAAAUACAACUGAGAUUCUUUGUUUCUUUGUUUGUUUGAGGGAGCUUAACUUAAUUUAUUGUUGACAUAUGUGUAAAAUAGUUUGUGAGCAUUUUCCUUGUUGAUUACGUUCUCAUUUGCGUCCUCCAGACUCUGGAUUCCACCCGUAAUACCACAGUGCUAGUUUCUCUAGCAGAAAAAAAAUAAAUAAUGUGCCAUCGUUUUGAUUAACUGUUGUGUAAGUGCUUUGGUUCAAACAAAUUAAAGGCGAUAACACAAUGCAUAAAUGGCUUGAAAGUAAUUACAGUUUUCUUUCACAGCAAAAUGCUUUAGUCCAAGUGUGUUUAAAUUAACUUUUUGUGACAUAUGAGCCUAAACUGCGAAAAAAGUGCAGAAAAGCUAAGGAAAUAAAGAUUUUCCAUUGUGUUUCCAA